AUGCUUUGUUUAAUAUUUUAUAAUUUUUUUAAGGAUAACGCUCAUUAUAAGUUUGAAUAUGGAGUUCACGAUCCUCACACUCAUGACCAUAAAUCACAGCAUGAACAUAGACAUGGACAUGACGUCACUGGAGGAUACACAUUGAAAGAAGCCGAUGGAACUCACAGAGUUGUCAAAUAUAAAUCUUCUCCUCACAAUGGAUUCGAAGCUGUCGUUGAAAGAGUAGGUCAUGCCCAACAUCCCGCUCACUACGGCCAUGGUCAUGGUCACGGAGGUCAUGGUGAUGGUGGACACGGUGGAGCUACUAGUUAUGUUGGUGUCACUCACUGGGCUAACCAAGGAAGUGAAGGUCACGGACAUGGACAUUGA
Messenger RNA from Diabrotica balteata, 369 nucleotides. Lineage: Eukaryota; Metazoa; Arthropoda; Insecta; Coleoptera; Chrysomelidae. The record is from the annotation of a GenBank genome assembly.